CAUUUUGCUUGCUGUCAGAAGAUUUUCCAUUGCCAUUAUCCAGAAAAAAGCACUGCACACAAUCAAAUUGUCAGUGCAGCCCCAGGCGGCGGCUCAUUGGACGGUUGACUCUUGGCCACCAGAAGGCGGUCUGCAGGAGUCGGGAGUCAAAUUCCAUCACACGUAGGAAGUCCUCGCUGGUCCAACACCACGAUACAUAACGGAGCGCCGUGCAGCGAGGAUCAGGGCCCUGCUCCCGUGUUACUGCCACUCCCGAGGGGCGUAGGAUCACCCGCACCAUCCACCCCACCGGCGGCUCCUCUCUGCGCGUCUGACCGGUCCGGUGGAGCCCCUGGCCGGCUACUGGCUGCUUUCUGGCUGAAGUGGACCGUGGAAGUUUUUCCUGGGAGAGACGUGUCAACGCCGUGGGUCUCCCAUCUGUUUACCCGGGAUCGUUUCUUUCCUUGCUUGCUUCACUAGAGGAAAAGUCACUCCAGGCAUGUGGAUGCCUGGAGUGAGAUCAAGAUCAAGGAGGACUAUAAGGCGACAAGCAGGCUUCAUGUUUUUAACAGUGUGGGAGUUUGAUCACACAGCAGAAUCGUAGAUUGGAGGAAGAGAAAGUCGACUUUCCCACAACGGAAAUGAGAUCAGUGUAGCCCCCCUACUACGGCAUCGCCCGGCACGAUUAUGGAUUAUUUGUUCCAGAAGUGAUCUGUUGCUGAAGGUAGUUCUUUCUGCGCCCGAGUUUUGUCUCUGCAGGCCGCCGGCUGCUGGCUGGACAUCCGUGAACAUCCAACAUGUUUGCAGGACUUCUGGGGCUGCAAUGUAACGGGAAUGGGAGCAUGGACCCCGGCCGCUCGUUGCUUCACCAUUACGAAGCCAUAGAAGGAGGUGGCAAGGCCUCGGAGUCCGCCGGUGAGUCCUGUCGCAAGAGGCCCCAGCGGAGGCCAGGGUACAUGCGAAUCGACCCACCCAGACCACAGAGCACCACGAACGGGGACGAGGAUGAAGAGGAGGAGGAGGAGGCGGAGGGCCGGAGCGCUCAGACUCUUAACGGAGGUCCGGGCGGUCCUGCGAGGAAGGAUCGGAGCAGCAUCAUCGACACGCCCAACACACCUUGUAAGAGUCCGGUACUCACCCCUCAAGAGCCCCUCUUCAACCCGGGACCGCCAGCCUCAUGUAGACAGCCAGAUGUCGUGGCUGGUUCCCAGGUCCACCCCACCCCCCCCCGCACACGCCAGAAACCCGUUGGGCGGGGCUCCGGUGAAGGGGCCGUCUACCAUCAGGGUGGGGAGCGGCCAAUCAGGGACGCCGGGCAGGUACGGUACUGCCGAGACCAGACAGAACUCCGGGGGGAGGCUCGUUCAACUCCAGCUUUAGUUUCAUACAGCAGUCGCUCAGCGCCAGCCCAAGAGAACGACAUCACCGGCGUGACAUCACUUCCUGUCCCCCGACCGGCCCGGAACCCAUCAGUGCCUCUGCAACAGUCGACCUCUAGUCCGGUUUUCGCCGCGCUGACAACCGCUCCAACCAAGACCCCGAUGCUGACCGCCAGCGGACGACCCCUGCCGAAGCUGUGCAUCCCGCUACCAGCGCCAGGGGUCCAUUCUCAGAGAGGGGAGGGGCUCUGGCAGGGAGGUCAGUGGGGGGUCAGCGGGGGGUCCGAGCUGCCCGACGGUGAGUCCUUCUCCCUGGGUACGGAGGAGUUCCCUUCCUCCCUGUCUGUGGACUCGGACACUGCCUCCUCCGUCACCUCCGGCUACGAGUCGGCCACGCCCGCCUCCUCCUCCUUCUCCGACCAGGGCUGGGACCCCCUGGUGAGGAAGUACGAGGGCGUCCUGCGAGAAUGCCUGCAGAACAACCGCGCCAACAGCAAGAUUGAGUCCAUGAUGUUGAAGCUACAGCGACUGCAGCAGAAAGCCAUCUUGGAUGAUGACUAUGACACAGCCGAGCGAUUUGGCAAGAAGCUGGGAGAGUUGUGUCUGGAGCGCAGUGCCCUGAAGCUGGGUCUGCCGUCCAGACAGCCCGGCAUCGCGUCUUUCCUCCAGCGGCUCACACAGGCGGUCAACAGCGCCCUCCAGAGGACGCUGGAGUGCCAACGCAGGGAGUCCCCUGAGCCUGAUGCAGUUGAAAGGUCAUCCCCUCAGCUGCUGAACCCAAGAGACCUUCUGGUACAGGAGAAGCACCAGGUGGAGGAGGAGAUGGAGGAGCUGCAGCGGAGGCUGGCGGGGCUGGAGGAGCGGCGUGGCCGGCUGGAGGAGCGGCUGCAGCGGCGGGAGGAAGAGGAAGAGGAGGAGGAGGAGGAAGAAGAGGAGGAGGGCGGGGGGGACGGCGAGGAGCUGGGGGGCUCCGUGCUGAGGGGCCUCAGCGCCGCCCAGCUGGGGGACAUGAGCCGCGCCCUGAACGACCUGGUGACCUCCGAGUGCCGGGCGCACAUCGCCCUCACGCCGUCGCCCCCCGUCCUCAGACUCCAAGAACAGGAGAAGGCUCUGAAUCUGUCAAUCAAAGAGGCUACCGCUAAAGCCCAUCGUCACUUAUACUUUCAAAAGAACAUCUCUGCAAGGUUUCCUAGAGACGUAGGAGGAGAAUAGAUGGGAUCUGAAAGCAGUUAUAACACGGGUGUCACCGUUUCCUCAUCAAAGCGUCAAAUGACCUUUGUAGAAAGUCGGGCUGCGCGGGUGACACGGGUAAGCUCUCCCACCAGCUCCACUGACGACAAACUAAUUGGCUCUUUAAUUAAAAAUAGAAAUGUUAAUCUUCCAAGGUAUCGGGUUAUGUAAUUCCAACCCAAAUGAUGGUUCCUCUGAAGUCAUGUGUGCCUAAAACCACGUUUUAAUUAGGGAGCCGGAAGCAGUGUCAACUUUGUGAAGAAGACUUUAAGGAAUGGUCCUGCAUCUUGAUGGU
This is a messenger RNA of Gadus morhua (Atlantic cod), 2883 nucleotides long. RefSeq names its product DISC1 scaffold protein (gene disc1). Gene Ontology annotation, biological process: cilium assembly; neuron migration. The transcript has 8 exons. The coding region runs from base 777 to 2570 and encodes 597 amino acids. Lineage: Eukaryota; Metazoa; Chordata; Actinopteri; Gadiformes; Gadidae. The record is from RefSeq and is a predicted model, not a curated record. Gene Ontology annotation, cellular component: intermediate filament cytoskeleton; microtubule; microtubule organizing center.